AUGGUCACCACGGACCUUCCUCUGAUCCACGUCCUGUGCGAAGGGGGCCGAGAGGUCGCUCCGUUGCUUCAACACAUGCAGGAGUUCAGCUUGCAGGAAUUGGGCAACAUCGCGUGGUGCUAUGGGACUUUGCAGCUACAUGAUCCAACCGUUCUGGACGCAGUGGCAUCUCGAAGUGCUCUGCUGUUGAAGGACCCGGGCAUCAGCGAAGGGUUGGAUGGUGCCCAUUCCGUGGCCACGACCAUUCUGUGUUUGGUGCAGGCAUUUACAGACUUGAAAAUGUCUGACACAGUCCAGGAAUAUGCGACUGCGCUCCAGCAUUUGGCAGCCGAGAUGGACGAGAUGUCAACAAAUGCCAUGGACGCUGAGAUGUCACCUGUCAAGGAGGAAGAUGAUGACAGUUCACCAUCAGUUCUGCGGGAGAAUCCGCAUGUUCAACUCUUGUUCAAGCCGCCCUCUUGGGUCGUUGGUGGAGAUACUCCCGGCAAAGCAAGGUCCAUGGCUCGCUGGUUCCAGGCCCGAAGCUCUCAUGCCAUUGCCUGGGAUCCUGAAGCGGACUUCGGCUUUGUUCAUCGCUUGGACCGUGACACCUCCGGGCUCCUGCUCUGUGCGAAGACUUAUGUUGGAUACUUUGCUGCCAAGUUCCAGUUCAACAACCGUCGGGUGCAGAAGAACUACAUAGCACUGUGCCAAGGGCGGUUCCAAAAGGCGCCUCUGACGAUGGACUUCCCCCUUCGCACUACCGAAAUUGCACCAGGUAUUUCCAGAAGCCGUGUGGAUGAGAACGGCCAGACAGCUUUGACAGAGGUCUUGAAAGUGGUCCACCUGAGCGAUUCCCAGGAACAGGCUUGGAGCCUGCUGUCCCUCCGACUGCAUACAGGCCGAACCCAUCAAAUCCGAGCGCAUUGCAGUCAUAUGGGCCAUCCGUUGGCUGGAGACGAGGCUUAUGGUGGAAGGAGCCCAGCACCUUGCCGGGUGUUUCUACAUGCUUUUCGAUUGCAGAUCAAUCUCAACAUCUCAGGCGCUGCAUGGGACAUUGACGAAGAGAGUCCUUUGCCUCCAGACCUUCAAGAGGUCUUGGAGCAGUUGCAACCAGAGAGCUCGGCGGAUUCGGCGUCAACGCUGUUGCAGAGCUGCAGAGACAAAAAGAUUCGCACCAGGUUUUGCAGGUUCCUGC
Molecule: messenger RNA, 1177 nt
Organism: Cladocopium goreaui
Lineage: Eukaryota; Dinophyceae; Suessiales; Symbiodiniaceae
Source: the annotation of a GenBank genome assembly